Messenger RNA from Anneissia japonica, 1184 nucleotides. RefSeq lists its product as uncharacterized. The transcript has 5 exons. The record is from RefSeq and is a predicted model, not a curated record. NCBI's taxonomy places the organism in Eukaryota, Metazoa, Echinodermata, Crinoidea, Comatulida, Comatulidae. Bases 161 to 706 code for a protein of 181 amino acids.
UUAUUAUGAUACAGUUGUUUUGUUGUCGGCCAUUCUUUUGCUAACACACUCUUCCAUUUUUGUUCCGAUAUCGUUCAUAACCACGAGACAAGGAAAUAUUCAUAACCACGAAAUAAAAUUCGUUUCGAUUCAAUCGAAGAUCCCAUUGCAGAUUAGCAAAAUGUUGGGGAAAAACGUAGGCCUAGUAUUGACAUUUUGCUUCUAUUAUAUUGCUUUUUCAAAACAAGACGGGACAUGCAGAAUUCAAUCAUUGAAAUCUAUUCCAAGUCAACUGACCUUCAAAUACCAAACGAGCUCCGUUAACAACUCUUUGGAUUUAAAAUCGUGCGGCCCACCUGGAACUCCUGACAUAAUAUAUAAAGUGAAACCUGAUAAGGUCACAGCAAAGACCCGUUCUAUAGACAUAGAGCUUAAGGCUAUGCUACUAGCUAAUAUUACCGAUGGUGGUUUUCUUGAUGCUUCUUUGUUACUUGGGAAUGGUGACCAACCAAUAAGAUUUUUCACUGCUUUUGACUGCGGCAUGCUGCAUGAUGACGACGACAUUAAGUGCCCUCUGCCAUUAAGUAAGAAAGAAUGGUUGUAUCUAAAGGCAGUUUGUGAUACCAGAUUUUACUUGCCGAGCGUAAGUGGUAAGGUAAACGUGAAGCUAACGAACUACAAAGCAGAAGAACUGAUUUGCAUUGAAGGCCAAAUUCGUACAUUCUAACUAACAAGUAGGGCCUGACACGUCAGCCAGGUUAAACAAAUCAUGUCGUGUUUACAGUUAGAAAACUCAAGUACCCCAUGUAAUCUUUUACCUUGAAGAAUUGCCUAUUAUGUGUAGUACUUAGUAGCUGCUUUUACGCGAAUGUAGACAUAAAUGAAUACAUAGCAAAUAAGAUCGUUUCUAGGAAGAGAUCAUGGCUGAUGUUUAAUUAUGUACUACUUAUACAGAAAGUAUGAUUUCGUCGCUGAUAUAUAUGGAGAGCUUUUCUAUCAAUGGUGAUACGAUAAAGCAGGAACAUUUUUUUUACUAUAACGUACGUGAACAGUGAACAUAACUGAAGAAGGAUAUAAUAUAAAUAUUAAAGAAUAAAUGAAUAUGUUCAUGUUAAUUUUGUGCUUGCUGAAGUAUAAUUUCUAAAUAUAGAGGGCUUGAUUUACAAUAUUAUAAAAUUUAAAGAAUAAACUACUGUUGCUGUUCA